AUGAGCUCCCUAAACUACUCCCCUCCUGUUAAAGAAGAGGAGGAUGUUACAGUUAAACAAGAAGUAGAAGGUGAGGCUGUUACCGUGAAAGAAGAAGAGAAAGACGUUACAGAGAAAGAAGAGGAAGACGCGUUCAGAGUGAAAGAGGAGGAGGAUGUUACAGAGGAGACAGGAGAUCUGAGUAACACCAGAGAGAGACCAGACUCUCCCUCUGACAGCGGGAAGAGUCCUUCAGGGGAAUCAGACCCAGGGAAGAGUCCAUCAGGGGAAUCAGACCCAGGGAAGAGACAUCAUCACUGCUCCCACUGUGGAAAGAGUUUUACCAAGUUAGGGAACCUGAAUAGGCAUGAGAGUACACACACAGGAGAAAAACCUUUCCAAUGCUCCCACUGUGGAAAGAGUUUUAACGAAUUAGGGUACCUAUUAAUACAUAAGAGAAUACACUCUGGAGAGAAGCCUUACCACUGCUCCAAAUGUGGAAUGACUUUUACCUGGUUAGGGAGCCUGAAAACACAUGAGAGAAUUCACACUGGAGAAAAUCCUUUCCAAUGUUCCCACUGUGGAAAGAAUUUUACCCAGAGAGAAGCAUUAUCAAUGCAUGCCAGGACACACACAGGAGGGGAUAAGACCAACCACUGCUCCCAGUGUGGAAAGAGAUUUAACCGGUUAAGGCAUCUGAAUAAGCAUGAAAUAAUACAUACACAGGAGGAGAAGACAUACCACUGCUCUCAUUGUGGAAAGACAUUUUCCCAGUCAGAGGACCUGAAAGCACAUGAGAGAAUAGAGAGGCUGUGUUCUGACUUAUGCUUUUGACUGAGAAUUAGUGUUUUUGUUUAUACCACAUGAAAUUAUAUUGUUUAUAUGAAGUCUUCAACAAAAUAGGUUUACUUAAAAACAAUGUUUGUUUCAUUUCUAAAAUGAGAUUUAAAAAAUGAUGUACAUUGAUGUAUUGGAUACAAGUGUAAAGCCUUAGAUUUUCAUUUGAUGACUGGGAUAUUUGAAAAUGUUAAUUAUUAUAUAAGUAAUGUGGUGGAAAUUCUAACCAGAAAGAGAGAGACUGUAGAUUCUUCAAAUACCUUAUUUUAUGAUUAGAAUUCCAAUUGUGGAGCGGUUAACAAUCACACAACAGGUGCAACAGCCAAGAGCCCAACGAACAAGAGGUCUCCGCUUCUAGAACCUUUGUCUUCGUGGCAGUUUAGCAGGUGUGUGACAUCAUGAUGGGAACAUAGCGUACAAACAAGUGAUGAUGCCAGUUUUGUUGCUCCUUUCUGCUGAUAGACUUGUCGCUGCUGCUCAAGCUAGUCUCUGUUCUCUUCAUAUCUCCACACGGCUUUGACCUUGAAAGAAACGAAAAGAACUGGAUGGACCAAAAACUGGUCUCUCUCUGACGGCCCUUUGUCUUUGGCCACGUGACCAAGUUACUCAGAAACAAGAGAGGAAAAACACUGGUUUCUUCUGACAUGAGAGAAACAGACAGAGGAAAUGUACAGGUUUAAGGCUCAUACAGCGCAGGUGCAUAACAAAGUUUGUAAUUUUCCACGAUAGUAAGUAAGUAGCCUUGCAGGAGCCUUGGCUUGUCUGAUCCAGAACAGCUCAUAGUAACAGGAACCUUGGCUUGUCUGAUCCAGAACAGCUCAUAGUAACAGGAACCUUGGCUUGUCUGAUCCAGAACAGCUCAUAGUAACAGGAGCCUUGUCUUGUCUGAUCCAGAACAGCUCAUAGUAACAGCAACCUACUUCCCCUGGACAGGACUCUAGUCUAUAGAUCCUCUUAAUUUUUCACUGCUGCUCUUUAAUUAUUUUGUUAUCUUUAUUUCUCAUUUGUAUUUUUUGAAGUUAUUAUUAUUAUUUUUUUUUAACUGCAUUGUUGGUUAGGGCUUGUAAGUAUUUCACUGUAAGGUGACGGUCUACACCUGUUGUAUUCAGUGCAUGUGACAUAAGAUUUGAUUUGAUAGUCUAUUAAGUUGUUAUAUAGAUGAAUGAAUUUUGCAUUUCUUGAUUCCAACCUUGAAACCUCUUGAAUUGGAUUUGAUAUAUGAUUUGAAUAUUGCUAAAUGAAUUUGAUUGGAUACAUUUGCAGAUAAACAUAUUGGCACCGUU
This is a messenger RNA of Salmo salar (Atlantic salmon), 2099 nucleotides long. The record is from RefSeq and is a predicted model, not a curated record. NCBI's taxonomy places the organism in Eukaryota, Metazoa, Chordata, Actinopteri, Salmoniformes, Salmonidae.